GGUGUGCUUGCGGCAAUUAGAAUCAGCUGUGGUGGAUAUCCUCCUAGACAGACCUUUUAUGAGUUUCUUAACUGAUUUGGUGUUCUAGCCCCCGAAGUUUUGGAUGGAAACUAUGAUGAUAAAGUCGCAUGCCAAAUUAUCCUAGAUAAAAUGGUUUGAAAGUCUACCAGAUGAUUUAACUGCUUCUUGUAGCUUGAUAUGUUUACAGUUGCGCAUGGGAGGGACAAGACUUGAAAUUGAAGGUAGGUAAGACAGAUUUUCCUAAGAGCUGGUCAGAUGGCUGACCUGGAUGCAAGAAGAGCCGUGGUGCUUGGAAAUGCAGAAAGAACUAUCCAAAGACAAAUACGCACCUAUAUUGCACGCAAGGAGUUCAUUGAAUUGCGGCAAGCUGCAAUUUACUUGCAAUCUAACUUGCAAGGCAUAUUGGCUUGGAAGCUGUAUGAGCAGUUGCGGAGUGAAGCAGCAGCUGUGAAGAUAGGGAAGAAUUUCAGAGGAUACAUUGCAAGGAAAUGUUCCCUAACAGCACGAUCAUCUGCAAUCACACUACAGACAGGUUUAAGGGCAAUGAAGGCUCGUGAUGAAUUUAGAUUUAGAAAGCAAACAAAGGCUGCAAUUAUUGUACAGGCUCGCGUGCGUCAACAUAUUGCACAUUCUUAUUAUAGAAGACUGCAGAAAGCUGCAGUUGUUAUUCAAUGUGGCUGGAGGAAAAGGGUUGCUAGGAGGGAACUCAGAAAACUUAAAAUGGCUGCAAGAGAAACAGGGGCUCUUCAAGAGCGAAGAACAAACUAGAAAAGCGUGUUGAGGGACUUACAUGGCGUUUACAAAUUGAAAAGCGUUUGAGAGCUGAGUUGGAAGAGGAAAAGGCACAAGAAAUUGCCAAGUUAAAAGGAUGUAUUGCAUGCGAUGCAAAUGCAAGUAGAAGAAGCAAAUGCCAAAGUCCUUAAAGAAUGUGAGGCUGCUCGGAAAGCAAUUGAAGAAGCACCCCCACUUAUCAAGGAGACUCCUGUAAUAAUUCUGUAUUUUCACUCUUUUCUCUGAUAUAAUCCUCAGAAAUCAAUGAGAAUACAUUUUCAUAUUUGAUUCCCAAA
This is a messenger RNA of Prosopis cineraria, 1088 nucleotides long. Its product is annotated as myosin-17-like. The record is from RefSeq and is a predicted model, not a curated record. Gene Ontology annotation, cellular component: cytoplasm; actin cytoskeleton; vesicle. The transcript is spliced from 7 exons. Gene Ontology annotation, molecular function: actin filament binding; microfilament motor activity. Gene Ontology annotation, biological process: actin filament organization; vesicle transport along actin filament. NCBI's taxonomy places the organism in Eukaryota, Viridiplantae, Streptophyta, Magnoliopsida, Fabales, Fabaceae. The coding region runs from base 277 to 789 and encodes 170 amino acids.